Messenger RNA from Nicotiana attenuata, 1832 nucleotides. Its product is annotated as trafficking protein particle complex subunit 12. The transcript has 2 exons. Bases 111 to 1229 code for a protein of 372 amino acids. Lineage: Eukaryota; Viridiplantae; Streptophyta; Magnoliopsida; Solanales; Solanaceae. The record is from RefSeq and is a predicted model, not a curated record. Gene Ontology annotation, molecular function: protein binding.
CCCUAAAAAAAUACACCAUUAACACCUAAAACAUCCAGAUCAAGGUAGCUCCUCGAUCCAAUACUCCGCAAUCUCCUCCGCUCCUCCGCCGUAUACAACUCCUCUCCGCCAUGGACACCGCCGGUUCACCCGACCCAAAUCCACCACAACCCACCACCACCACCACCGUCGUCGACGAUCCACUAAACAAUCCGUACACCUCCCUAAACGCCCUCUGCCACGACCUCUCCGAUCUCCAAGACCUAGCAACUCGUGGCGCGUGGAAAUCAAUCCUCGAUAAAGUCGGCCACGCGCGGUCCCUGAACCUCCUCACUAAACCCCACGAGCACCUCACAUACCUCACCUUCAACGCCUUAGCUCUCACCAAGCUCCGCCGCCCCGUUGAUGCUAAUCAAGAGCUCGAAACCCUCCUCGAAAAUGGCCAAGAAGAUUUCAACUCCCCACAAUUCCAUUACCAUAAUUACCCUUCUCACUACCCCAACAUGAAGGGCAAUUUCGUCCCUUUUGCCCUCCGUUGGCUCCACGCUUAUCUCCCCCAGGCACUUGGCCAGCGCGUGAAGUCACUCGACCGGCUUUACACUCUCCUUGAUUAUAUUAGAUCGAGAAAGAUUGACACUUUAACCAACCCCAGUAAGGAAUCUUGGAAAAGGAGGGAAGUUUUGGUGUUGAACACGAUAAUUAGUCACCAUUUGAGUCAAAAAGAUUUUAAAUUGUGCUUGGAAUUGUUGAAUAUGUUGAUUGAGUUAUGUGGGAAUGAUGAUCCGAACGUGUUGUCGAAAUUAGGGUAUGUAAAAAUGCAGUAUGGUGAUGUGGAGGGCGCGAAAAAGGCGUUUAAUUCGGUGGAGGGGAUGGUAGGGAGUGAAAGUGAAGUGGGGUUGAGGAAUUUGGUGAGUAGGAAUAAGGCACUAAUGUAUAUAGUGGAGAAAGAUUAUGUGUCUGCAGUUAGGGAGUAUGAAGAGUGUAUUGAGAGGGACGGAAUGGAUAUGGUGGCUAUGAAUAAUAAGGCUUUGUGUUUGAUGUAUUCUAGGGAUUUAUCCGAUGCUAUUAAGGUGUUGGAAAAUGCUUUGGAGAGGGUUCCGACUGUGGCGUUGAACGAGACUCUUGUGGUGAAUUUGUGUAGUAUGUAUGAAUUGGCUUAUGUUAAUCAUUCGGAUAUUAAGAGGACGCUUAACAAUUGGAUUGCUAGAGUUGCUCCUGAUGAUUUUGACUCGACUUGUACUCGAACAUGAGAACUGAAGUUAAUGUUACUUAGUGUCAGGUAAGACACAAAGGUUCCCAAAGCAAACUAAGCUAUUACAAAUACUAUCCGAAAUAUCCUUGACAGAAGAGGCUCCUAAACUAUCAUUGGAAAGUGCAGUCGAUACUGUCAUAGGUGGAGCUACUAAGAACACUGGUCUGCCAUUAUUUCUAGUUGCUUGGGACCCUUCCUGCGCCAAAAUGUGAGCCACCAUGUUACCUUCGCGGUACUUAUGCCGAGUAUUGGGCUGCCCAACUUCUGCAUUAGCAACCUGUAGUCAUGAGCAAGAGACGCAUGCAUUAGUGAAUCCUUCUCUAGUAAAGUCAUGAUUUCAAUAGAGCCCGUCUCGCUCUCAAAAGGUAGUAGUUCUUGGUCAAGAGCAACCUGUUGUCCCAAAGCCAACUUGUACUACUAAUUGAUUUCGAUCUUGUUAGGUAGCUUACUAUUUUCUGGAAUAAAUUUAUUCGGAAAAGCAAUAACCCUCUUGUAGAUUGUUAGCACUUCCCAGACCCCACUUGUGGGAUUACACUGGGUUUGUUGUUAUUAGAUUGUUAGCGCUUAGCACUAUAGCAUAAUGCAUGUAACUUUUGUUAUA